GCGAGAGCAGAAGUUGCUCCGCAGCAGUAACUAGUUCUACUUCCUAGUUCUGCUCCGUUUCUAUUCCCGCUGCUUCUUUCUGUUUCUGCUUCCCUGCAAAAAAAAAAAAAAAAACAGCAGCUUUUCUUCUUUUCUUUUUGUUCGCACCGGAUUUCAAAACUUCCCAGUUUUGUCCGGGGCGGGUCGCGGAGGAAAAGUGUGGGGAAAGUGGUGUCCGGCCCCGGCAGCAUGGAGCUGCAGGGCCCGCAGCAGCGGCAGCUGGAGCGGGGGCAGGUGCAGGUGGAGCAGCUGCAGGUGGAGCUGCAGUGUCUGCAGACGAGCCAGUCGUUGUGUAAAGGCCUGAACGACCUCCAGAACUCCCAGAAGCUGGCGGUCCGGAGCUGUCCCGUCCCCCCCAAGUCCCUCAUCAAGCCCCCCGUCUCCGUUUCUGUGGUGACGGCCAAGGCCCCCGUCUCCAUCUCCAUGGUGACGACAGCCAAGGGCCCCGUCUCCGUGGUGACGACAUCCAAGGCCCCCGUCUCCGUGGCGACAGCCAAGGCCCCCGUCUCUGUGGCGACGGUCAAGGCCCCCGUCUCCGUGGUGACGACAGCCAAGGCCCCCGUCUCCGUGGCGACGGCCAAGGCCCCCAUCUCCUUGGUGACGGUCAAGGCUCCCGUCUCCGUGGUUACGGCCAAGGCCCCCGUCUCCAUAGUGACGACAGCAAAGGGCCCCGUCUCCGUGGCGACGGCCAAGGCCCCUGUAUUCAUGGCGACGACGACCAAGGGCCCCGUCUCCGUGGUUACGGCCAAGGCCCCCGUCUCCGUGGCAACGGCCAAGGCCCCCGUCUCCGUCUCCGUGGCAACGGCCAAGGCCCCCGUCUCCGUCUCCGUGGCGACGGCCAAGGCCCCCGUCUCCAUGGUUACGGCCAAGGCCGCCGUCUCCGUGGCAACGGCCAAGGCCCCCGUCUCCGUCUCCGUGGCGACAGCCAAGGCCCCUGUAUCCAUGGCGACGACGACCAAGGCCCCCGUCUCCAUGGUUACGGCCAAGGCCCCCGUCUCCGUGGCAACGGCCAAGGCCCCCGUCUCCAUGGCGACGACCAAGGCCCCCGUCUCCGUGGCGACGGCCAAGUCCCCCGUCUCCGUGGUGACGGCCCACCUGAACGGGCAGAGGGGCGGCGAGCUGCUGCAGAUGACCCCUGUCAACCUGCAGACCCCCGGCAGAGUCAACCACGCCUUCAGCAGGACCCCCCAGGUGCUGGGUUCCCUCACAGCCGUUCCCAUCAAGAUGCCUCAGAUCAGCUCCAUGCACCGGCUGGGUGGACCGGCGGCCGCGCUGCUACCUCAGGUCCGGCCCCGGACUCAGCUCCCAGACGGCCUCCCCGGCCCGGGGGGGGCCCAGGAGCCCGUCAGCCUGCAGCGGGCCACCGCCGUGGUCUCCCCCCACCAGGGGGGGCCGGGAGGGGCCACGCUGCCCACCGCCAACAGCACCUUCAGCCCCGGAGCCGGGUCCGGCGGAUCCACCGGGCCCCGGACCAGCGGGCCGAGGGACGGCUCGCCCUCCACCGGGCCGCCCAGGCCGGGGCCCCCGGACGGGACCCAGCACGCCCCUGCAGGCCCCGGCGUGGCCUACGCCAUCAUCGCCGCCUCCCCCGCCACCGGCACCGGGGGGGCCGCCGUCAGCGAGGCCGUUAAGGUCAUCAUCAUCCAGGCCCCCAGCGGUACCGACGGGUCGCCCCGGGGCCAGGCCGACCUCCCGCCCCAGGAAGCCCCGCCCACACAGAAAGCCCCGCCCACACAGAAAGCCCCGCCCCCGAAGAGGGAGCAGGACCCCGAGAAAAUCUCCUUCAUGGUUUCCCUCGGCCUCGUCACCGCGGAGCAGCUGGAGGAAAUCCAGCUGAAGAGGCAGGAGAGGAAGAGACGGAGCACGGCAAACCCCGCCUACAGCGGCCUGUUCGAACCCGAGCGUAAACGCCUCCCGUCUCACUUCCUGGACAGUUCGCUCUUCCUGUCGACGCGAGACUCUGAGGAUUUCUGCUGGAAGGAGGACCUGGAUCACGAUGAUCUCUGCGCCGUCUGCCGGGAGGACGGCGAGCUGCAGCCGUGCCACAACUGCCCCCGGGCCUUCCACCCCACCUGCCUGCACCCGCCCCUGCAGACGCCGCCCCGGGGGGCCUGGUACUGCCCCCGCUGCCAGAAGAAGGUGCUGAACAAGGAGAACAUGUCGUGGCCGCAGAGCUUCGUCCAGUCCUACGUCACGCACAAGACAGUGAGGCAGGAGGAGAAGCGGCGGCUAAUGAGACGGAACCACGAGCUGAAGAAGGAAUGCAGUCACCUGGAGGAGGAAGAGAAGAAGCUGAACCAGACGCUGCAGCUCUGCGUGGACGAGCGAGAGCGGCUGCUCGGCAGGAAGAGAGACGCGCAGGCGUCGCUCGACCGGCUGAAGGCGCUGAUCCGGCUGAUCCAGCGCGACCCGGUCGCCACGGCGACCGUCGCCACAGCGACCGCCGUCGCCACGGCGACCGCCGUCGCCACGGCGACCGCCGUCCCCUCCUCCUCCUCGCCCCCCCAGCCCCGGAUCAAACCCACCAGCAACGCCGCCGCCGCUGACUCCGCCCCCCCGUCGGCGACGCCCCCUCAGACCGGCCACGUCCACGACUAGCCCCGCCCCCUAGCCCUUUGGGGGCGGGGCCUCCCGCCGGGACUCCCACCUCUUCUGAAGAGGCUCCGCCUCCACGAUCAAGUGUUUUUAAAACCCAACACCUACAGUGCUUAACGAGAUUUUCUUUUAAGUUAUUUUCUAUUUAUUCAUGGCCUUAAUGUAUUUAUUACAGAGAUCCAGCGUCGCCGCGGUUGCCGCGGUAACCGCGGCCACCAACACAAGCUCCUCCCCUUUUGUGAGGCGCGAUUCACGUUAACGUCGAUAUAUCGGAGCGUCCGCCGCUCCCACUUCAGGAAGACGUUUCCACGCCGACGCAGACGAGCCUUCAAAACAAAACUUUCAGUAUUAAGAGUCAAAGUAUUUAAGAUUAAAGUACAGAAAUGAGCUUUUUAGCGGAGAGUUUAGUAUUUUCAUGCCGAUGCCUGAGAGACUCGGACCCGUGUACAGACCUGUUUCUACCCAGACCAGAGGGCUUUAGGACCCAGCGCUGCAACCGCCGCCACAGUCGUCGGCUUGUAGCUCCUUAUAAGGUCAUGACUUCCUGAAAAGGGAAUAAAAUCUGAACUUAACUCAAUCGAAAAUGUAAUAAAACCAAAUAAUGUAAUAACUUUACCAAUAAUGUAAUAAAAUAUCCUGACGGAUAUUGUAACAACAUUUUUACCAAUAAUGUAAAACCUUAUUACGUUAUUGGGAAUUUAUUACAUGGAACUCAAAGUCUGUAAUUUAAUUCGGAAUUUUAUUUGGAAAUGUUUUAUUGAUUAUAUCUUAAUAAUUUUUCUUUUAGGUUGACUAUUUUACACCAGUCCAGGAACAGCUGAUGCAAAAUAGCCUUUUUGGCUAAUUCUGGCAUAUUUUACAUUUGUUUAAAUGUAUUAUUAACGUACAUUGUCCCUGAUAACUAAACCUUUAAAUAAAUAAAAUAAAUUCAAUAGUCAUUCUGGUGUUUAAAAUCCAGCGUAUAUAACAUUGUUAGAUAAUUAAAACACAAAAUGUAGAACUCUGGACUGAAAAUGAACAUGUAUAUUACAUUAUUUGUCAAGUAUUACAUUAUCAGUUUAAAAAAAAAAAAAAGACCCUCCUUAAAAUGUAAUAAAUUCCCAAUAAUGUAAUAAGGUAUUACAUUAUUGGUAAAAAUGUUAUUACAAUAUCAGUCAGGAUAUUUUAUUACAUUAUUGGUAAAGUUAUUACAUUUUUUGGGUUUUAUUACAUUUUUGAUUGAGUUAAGUGCAAAUUUUAUUACAUUUUCAGGAAAUUAUUACAUUAUAGGAGCUUCAUGGCUCCGCCCACAAACAUGAGCAGGCUCCGCCUCCUGCGAUUAUUAAAUUAAUCUGUUUUAGCCUCAGGUGGUUAACGAGCCGGGAUUUCUGGGUAAUUGAGCGUUUUCUUUCUGUGUCUCGGAGUAAAAACGGCCCCUCCCACUUCUCUAAGCCCCUCCCACUCCCCCAGGCUUCCACUACAAGCCCCUCCCCCUUUUUACCAGUAUGGAAAAUAUGCCAAAAACGUCUCUUUGUUUUUGUACUGGUCCCUCAUCCCUCGCUUCCUUCGUCCGGCGCCACGGCGGCGGUUAGCGGUUAGCGGCGUUGGGGGGGGCGUCUCUGUCCGACCGCUACAACCAGCCCCCACCUGUGGGCGGAGCUAAAGCCUCCAGCCGCCGCGCUCGUCUUCCCGCCGGGCCGGACACGCCCACCUCAGCGCCGCCGGAUGCUAAAGACGCUAACAAUGGUCGGGGGAGGAGCCACGAACAAACGACGUCACGGUCGGGGGAGGAGCGACGAGAUAACGACGUCACGGUCGGGGGAGGAGCCACGAACUAACGACGUCACGGUCGGGGGAGGAGCCACGAACUAACGACGUCACGGUCGGGGGAGGAGCCACGAGAUAACGACGUCACGGUCGGGGGAGGAGCCACGAACUAACGACGUCACGGUCGGGGGAGGAGCCACGAACUAACGACGUCACGGUCGGGGGAGGAGCCACGAACAAACGGGAGGAAACCGGAUCAUAUCAGACUCUCCGGCAGUUAGCGGUUAGCUGCUAGCAACACUCCAUGCUAGGAGGGGCGGAGUCAGAGCGUCUGGGCCUUUCCUUUCAGGAAACCUGCUGAAAAACAGGAAAUGAACCAAACAAACCAGAACCGAACCGGCCGGGGACCUGAUCCGGGGUACCAGGGGGACGGGGGUCCGGUAGGACGGGGUACCAGGGGGAUGGGGUGUUAGGCCCUCAAAUCAACAUUACAUAAAUUCAUAACGAGGAAAACACGGAGACUGUUAGAAAUGAUUUUUAAGGCGCUUUCUGCAGAAAGGGAAGCAAAGUCGGAGCUUUGCAGAGCAACAUGGCUCUCUAUGGAUGCUCUCGACGAAUGCUUGCUGGCUCCUCCUCUGCAUCGGCUUUUUAUUGAGAAUUUGACAGGAAAAUGACCAUAUACGGUAGACAAUGAACAAUUGGAAGAAAACGCAUACGGAGGUAACAGACAUAAGAUAAGAAAUCCUUUAAUAGUCCCACAGAGGGGAAAUUUGCAAAUUUCUGCAUACGGUGGGUUUCGAACCCUCGACCUCUCGCACCAAAAACGGCAACGCUACCGCUCAGCCACGAGUCUGCUCCGCCUCGAGGUGAAAAGGUCACACAUGUGACACUUCAGUUAAAGAGGAACUAAUCCUGGUAUGCAGAAACUUAAGUUUUUAAAAGCAAUGGGUCACUGGGGUCAAAUGCCUUCCUUGACUAAACGGGAGGUCUGAACAGAUGCGUCCAGCUAACCUUUGGUUAGCCCUUAAAGACAAUGGGACGGUCGAAACCCUUGAGUAUACUCAGGAAGUGGCUGCCCUGUCAUCUGUUAACGGAGCAUGUGACAGUUCAUAAGGACAAGACUAAUUCAAAAGUUUGAUUAAUCUCACACGGGGUACCAAGGUUACCCCAGGGAGACGGGGUAUCAGGAGGACGGGUUACGAGUGGGAUGGGGUACCAGGGCUUCGCCCUCUGCAGCGGUAACUAUUCCUCCAGUCGAAUCCGUGGGUGGAUGUCAGGAAGGACCCGGUUCCUGGUUCGGUUCCCUGCGGCGUCUCCUGGUGGAAAAGCUGCCCAGACGUCGGCCAUGAACAGUCGGCGCCGGGUCCAAACGAAGGAACCGCCGGCGCCUCCGAGCCCGACCCGCCCCCACAACACAAUAAAAACAUCGCCAGUCAAACAGAGGGCUUUUAUUUUGUCGGGACUUUGCCGUGUGACCAUAUCCAGCCCUCAGCUGACCAUAUCAGAGGCCCCUCCCCGCGAGGCCCCGCCCACCUCCACAGGCCCCUCCCCGCGAGGCCCCGCCCACCUCCACAGGCCCCGCCCCCCGGCCGGCCGACCCUCCUCCUCGUUUCUAAACUUCUCCGGGAGAAACUGUGCAGCCGCUUAAACAGAUCUAUUUUACUACACGACGACACGAACAAACCAGAGAAACAUUUUUAUAUUCUUUUAUGAGCGAAGAGAAAAAACCGCCGCCGGCUUUUCUCCGGCGGCGCCGGCGAGGCGCGUAGACAGGAAGUAGUCGUUGUCCGUCAGUGCGGUCCAGUAGUGUCUAGGGAAGUGUUUGUCUUAAAUAUGCCAACGUAGUUUUUCUUGUUUCUGAUGCAUCAAAACCGCGACGGCGCCGCCUAGCUACGGCGGCGCCUAGCGGUGGCGGCGCCCGGUUCCACAGUAGUCUUCACUUUUUUGUACCAAGUUCUUACAAAAAAAGGAACCAUUAAUAAACAAAACUC
Messenger RNA from Cololabis saira (Pacific saury), 6371 nucleotides. RefSeq names its product PHD finger protein 21B (gene phf21b). The record is from RefSeq and is a predicted model, not a curated record. The transcript has 14 exons. Bases 229 to 2637 code for a protein of 802 amino acids. Lineage: Eukaryota; Metazoa; Chordata; Actinopteri; Beloniformes; Belonidae.